Messenger RNA from Lolium perenne, 812 nucleotides. RefSeq lists its product as uncharacterized. The record is from RefSeq and is a predicted model, not a curated record. NCBI's taxonomy places the organism in Eukaryota, Viridiplantae, Streptophyta, Magnoliopsida, Poales, Poaceae.
CCAAGUCAUAAGCCACACACACAGCAACCUGACAACUAGUGCCAACCAAACCAAGAACUUCUCAGAUCAGUUUCCUUGCAUUGUUUGCCUGCCAUGGCGGAGACCAAUGCUGCACCUGCACCAGCGGCGGCGGUGGCGACGGAGGAAUGCGGUAUGAGGAAGACGGUGGUGGUGGUCGGCGUGGACGACAGCGACCACAGCUACAGCGCGCUCGAGUGGGCCGUCCGGCACGUGGCGGCGGCCGCGGGAGCCGAGCUCGUCGUCGUCCACGGCAAGCCGUCCGCCUCCUCCGUCGUCACCUUCGGCAGCCCCGCAGGUGCCGGGGACGUGGUGAGGUUCGUGGAGGCGGACCUGCGCAAGAGGGCAGAGGACGUCGUCGACAGGGCGCGCCGCCUCUGCAUCGCCAACUCGGUGCACGGCCUGAUAGAGGUGAUCGAAGGUGAGCCGAGGUACGUCCUCUGCAACGCCGUCGACAAGCACGGAGCAGAUCUGCUUGUCGUCGGCAGCCAUGGCUACGGCGCUAUCAAGAGGGCUUUUCUUGGGAGCGUGAGCGACUACUGCACCCACCACGCGCAUUGUUCCGUCAUGAUAGUGAAGCAGAAUAAGCCCAAGAAAUGAUGAUUGCCACUUCCGUUGUCAAAUCGUGUCAUUGUGUGCUGAGCUCAAUGUAUCCAUGAGCAAUUAUAGGUGUUCAGCCCUCUUUGGAACACAGUUAUGAGCAACUUAUGUCAAACAGAUGUACAGACAUUAUCGUAAAUUUGCAUUUUCAGCAUUACACAAUAAAAAGUUUCCAAAUGUAUUCCAGUACGACC